AUGUCAUGCAUACACAUCUGUCGGGGACAUCAGCUAUCCUCCCUCUGUUUCGUACACAAUGACAGAAUCGGUGGUCGUGACUUGAUCGCCUCCUCCACCAUCUGGACUGUGGUUUUCGCCACGAUCACUAGUCAGAUGGACCAUACUCCGCCCCUCCUUCUCCCCUCCUCAAUGGAGAGCAACAUAGACAACGCCAAGACCACACCAAUCGCCUUGUCUGUCAGGACAUCGUCACCGCCACCUCCACCGUCACCAACAGUGGCAAAUCCGCCCUCCACUCAACACCCAAUCAACAGUCACCUGAUCCCCAUUCGGCCGACUGGUCGAUCAAUCACGUGA
Messenger RNA from Hydatigera taeniaeformis, 339 nucleotides. The record is from the annotation of a GenBank genome assembly. Lineage: Eukaryota; Metazoa; Platyhelminthes; Cestoda; Cyclophyllidea; Taeniidae.